UAUCGUUAUCGUUAUCACAUGGAUCAGUCAGUGAAAUCAUUGCAGAAUUGAUAACAUGCCAUGUUAAACUACGCUCUUUUCUGUGCUCGAUUACGUUUGCCUAUUCAAAUAUGGCGCUGUAAAAGCCAAGGUUUGUUUUUCAUGGGCGCAAAGUAUGUUUAAGUGCAUUAACCGAACGGCCCAGUUUACAAGAUAUAUCCAGUCAGCAGGCAACUGUUUCGGUCUUAACCAAGAAUUUAGGCUGGUGUCAUCCUUGCCACUCAGAAUGACCGACCAGGCUGUGAAUAGGGUGGUUAGUGAAAUAAUUCGCUCUCCCGAGGACAAACGGGUUUACAGGGGUUUGGAGUUUACCAAUGGCCUGAAGGCCAUGCUCAUCAGUGACCCAACAACAGACAAAUCUUCAGCUGCGUUGGACGUUCACAUAGGUUCAUUAUCGGACCCAGGGAACAUAUCUGGCCUGGCACACUUCUGUGAGCACAUGCUGUUUCUGGGAACAAAGAAGUACCCCAAGGAGAAUGAGUACAGCCAGUUCCUCAGCGAGCAUGCAGGCAGCUCCAACGCCUUUACCAGUGGAGAGCAUACCAACUAUUACUUUGACGUAUCCCAUGAGCACUUGGAAGGAGCACUAGAUAGGUUUGCCCAAUUCUUCCUGUGCCCACUGUUUGAUGAGAGCUGUAAGGAACGGGAGGUGAACGCUGUGGACUCUGAGCACGAGAAGAACCUGAUGAAUGACGCCUGGAGGCUGUUCCAGUUAGAAAAGGCCACUGGCAACCCUGACCACCCCUUCAGUAAAUUUGGAACAGGUAACAAAUUGACCCUUGAGACCCGGCCGUCCCAAGAUGGGAUUGACAUCCGUCAGGAGCUCCUGAAGUUUCAUUCUACAUAUUACUCCUCCAACCUCAUGGGACUGUGUGUGUUAGGAAGAGAAUCAUUAGAUGAGUUGACCUCCAUGGUGGUUAAGCUAUUUGGAGAAGUCGAGAACAAGAACGUACCUAUCCCAGAGUUCCCUGAGCACCCCUUCCAGGAAGAACACCUCAAACAAUUCUACAAAGUGGUGCCUAUUAAAGACAUCAGGAACCUGUAUGUGACUUUCCCCAUCCCAGACCUACAGAAGUACUACAAAUCUAACCCAGGACAUUAUCUGGGACAUCUGAUUGGUCAUGAAGGACCCGGAAGUUUGUUAUCUGAGCUCAAAUCUAAAGGCUGGGUGAACACACUAGUGGGAGGGCAGAAAGAAGGAGCCAGAGGAUUCAUGUUCUUCAUCAUCAAUGUGGAUUUGACUGAGGAGGGCCUCUUGCACGUUGAGGACAUCAUCUUCCACAUGUUCCAGUACAUCCAGAAACUGCGUACUGAGGGACCACAGGAGUGGGUGUUUGAGGAGUGCAAGGAUUUAAACAAAGUGGCCUUCAGGUUCAAGGACAAAGAGCGACCUCGUGGCUACACGUCCAAAGUGGCUGGUCUUGUACACUACUACCCUCUUGAAGAGAUUCUUGCAGCAGAGUACCUGUUGGAGGACUUCAGGCCCGAUCUGAUUGAGAUGGUGCUGGAUAAGCUGAGACCAGAGCAUGUUAGAGUUGCAGUGGUGUCAAAGUCAUUUGAGGGGCAAACCAACAAGACAGAAGAGUGGUAUGGCACGCAGUACAAACAGGAGGCCAUCUCUGAAGAGUCCAUCGAGAAAUGGGCAGGUGCAGACCUCAACGGCAAGUUCAAAUUGCCGAUGAGAAACGAGUUCAUCCCUACCAACUUUGAGAUCUACCCUCUUGAGAAAGACUCUCCACCAGUCCCCACUUUAAUCAAGGACACAGCUAUGAGCAAGGUGUGGUUCAAGCAGGAUGACAAGUUCUUCCUGCCCAAGGCAUGCUUGAACUUUGAGUUCUUCAGCCCGUUUGCGUAUGUGGACCCAUUGCAUUGUAACAUGGCGUAUUUAUACCUGGAGCUCCUCAAGGACUCCCUCAACGAGUAUGCAUAUGCAGCCGAGCUAGCUGGCUUGAACUAUGACCUCCAAAAUACCGUCUAUGGGAUGUAUCUGUCGGUUAAAGGUUACAGUGACAAACAGCACAUCCUGCUGAAGAAGAUCAUUGAGAAGAUGGCCACAUUUGAGAUAGAUGAAAAGCGCUUUGAUAUCAUCAAAGAAGCGUACAUGAGGUCUUUGAAUAACUUCAGAGCCGAGCAGCCUCACCAGCACGCCAUGUACUACCUCCGUCUACUAAUGACCGAGGUUGCUUGGACCAAAGACGAGCUCAAAGAGGCUUUGGAGGAUGUAACUCUCUCACGCCUCAAGGCCUUCAUACCUCAGCUAUUGUCACGUCUACAUAUUGAAGCCCUUCUCCAUGGCAACAUCACCAAGGAGUCUGCUCUUGGCAUGAUGCAAAUGGUGGAGGACACGCUCAUUGAGCAUGCUCACACAAAGCCCCUCCUGCCGAGCCAACUGAUACGCUACAGAGAGGUGCAGGUUCCAGACGGUGGCUGGUAUGUUUACCAGCAGAGGAACGAGGUGCACAACAAUUGCGGCAUUGAGAUCUACUAUCAGACAGACAUGCAGAACACCCACGACAACAUGCUGCUGGAGUUGUUCUGUCAGAUCAUCUCUGAGCCCUGCUUCAACACACUGAGAACCAAAGAACAGCUGGGCUACAUUGUGUUCAGUGGACCCCGGCGGGCUAACGGAGUGCAAGGCCUGCGCUUCAUCAUCCAGUCGGAAAAGGCACCCCACUACCUGGAGAGCCGCGUGGAGGCUUUCCUCUGCACCAUGGAGAAGGCUGUGGAGGAGAUGAGCGAGGAAGCCUUCCAGAAACACAUCCAGGCCCUGGCCAUCCGCCGCCUGGACAAGCCUAAGAAGCUGUCUGCCGAGUGUGCCAAGUACUGGGGAGAGAUCAUCUCUCAGCAGUAUAAUUUUGAUAGAGAUAACACCGAAGUGUCCUAUCUGAAGACUCUAAGUAAAGAAAACAUAAUGCACUUCUACAGAGACCGGCUGACUGUCGAAGCCCCGAAGAGACACAAGGUGUCCGUGCACGUCCUGUCCAGAGAGAUGGACUCCUGUCCGAUAGUGGGAGAGUUCCCUGCCCAGAAUGAUGUCAACCUGGCCCCCGCUCCUUCCCUGCCACAGCCCACGCUGGUUCAGGACAUGACGGAGUUCAAGAGGAGCCUGCCCCUCUUCCCCCUGGUCAAGCCUCACAUCAACUUCAUGGCGGCCAAACUGUGAGCGAGGAGGCCGGCAGGUCGCCACGCAGCAGCACGGAGUCGGCGGGAAGGGGGACGGCCAGGGAACCCACUCUGUUUUCCACCUACGCUCCCCCUCUCCCCUCGUCAGGAAGACUUCCAUCUGUGUGGUGUGUGUGUGUGUGGUGUGUGUGUGCGUGCAGUUGUGUGUGUGUGUGCGCAGGUGUGGCAGGCUGGAGCCACUAGAAGAGAUGCUUUGAAACAAAUGUGUGGUUUUUUUUUUUGGAAUCACAAAGUUAGCCGUGGUUGUCGACGUAGCUGUGAUAAGGAUAGAGUUCACACCAGACUCACGUCGUGUUAGAAGUCUCUCAAAGGAGAAGCAACACUCACACACAUCCCAGUACUGUGCAGGCGAAAUAGAAACAACCUAAAAAAAAAAAAAAGAGAUGAGGGCCAGUCCCCUUUUUAAACAAGUUCAAGUAUACGGCAGAAGCUUCACAGGAGGAGGCGUUUUAUUUCAAUUAUUCAGAAAUGCUGCUUUGAGGAUGGAUAGCUGUUUUUGUGAUGAACUGGGGCGUGUAGAAGUAAAAUCAGCAGCUCCAUGAAGGUCUUAUCUAUUUUUUUUAUUUUUUUUUUGGACUGUUAUGUUUGCCAUGUAACUCUGAGGCACCUCGACUCUCCUGCAAAUGUUAACGGAACGAAAGACUCUUUCCUUUAAUUCAAAUUGAUACCGGUUUUUAGAAUUAUGGUUUUAAUCCGCUGGUUUUGAAAUGUUACUUGUAAACUGGUAAAGUGUUAGGACCCUCUUAAGGAGCUGCUUUAAAAAAAAAAAAAAAAUGUUUAUUGCAUUUUACAGUAAUUCAGACACCUCAGGGGUACCUCUAUGCUGUUUUUUUUUUUAACAGUUUUACUAGCAAUUGAUUACAAAUAAAAACAUUUUAUCAGUCUGUCAUUAGUACAUCAGUACUUUGUUCACAUCACUAAAUGUGAUCACAUCCUUACUGGUCUUCCCCGUGUUCUUUUUCUAAUCUCCACAGAGAGUGUCAUUAUUCUUGUCUGCGUGUGAGACUUUCUGCGGCUUGUGCCUUUCCGGUCAAGGGCAUCAGAUAUAGGUAUCUGGCUGCUCCUGGUCUGACCCGGGGCACAAUCCUGGAGGAUUAAACCCCACCGAAUGUGCUAGACUGUCCUCUGGCUCUUACUGCAGAGUGGUAAAAACAACAUAGCAGCUAGCCUUUUUUUUUUUUUUCUCUCUAAAUAGAAACAUUUCAUGUUGGUGUCUAAAGGGGGUUAAAGAAAAUCUCCAGUCUAAUUUUUUUUUUUCUUCUUCUGAAUAUGCACUUCUCUCACUAAGCAAUAAAGCUAAUGAUGUGGACAGGGAACGGUGUGAGACAGCGAGGAGAUGUCUCCGCACUGCUGAGCAGCUCCAGCAGCUGGACCCACGCUGAGGCCAGAAUCCAGCCUGAAGCGCCAAGAGGACUGUGUCCGUUGCGAGUGGCGCUGGCGCGUGGGUAGUGAUGUCAGGGCCUCGCGAGCAUGACCUGCUCUCUCAGGUGCUAACCAGCUUUGCUGUGUCAACCACUCUGUUUAAAGAGCCGAGAAUCAUAGUCAUCAUUUAAUUGUUCCACUCCUUUCCCGCCGUUCCAGUUCUCAGUUCAUUGGUCGCUCACGCGAUGCUGCAGUUUUAAAGAAAGAGAAAGAAAGUUGUAAGGGAGCACCUGUAUGAUUAUUUAGCAUUUUGCUAUGUCUCAACCUGAUCAACACAAUUAACCAAGUAGGGUUAAAGGCACUAUUGCCUUUUGCGGUUGGAAACCCAAAGACAACCAGCAGCAGCAUACAGUUGUGUUCAGAAUAAUAGCAGUGUGUUUUUAAAAAGGGAAUAAUGCUCAAAAUGCUUAGAUCCUCUUAAUUACAUGUAAUAGAUAUUCCAUAAAAUUUUGGGAACACUGGCCAUUCAAUUCCAAAUCAAAACAUUGAUCAAGUCUGUGUUGUAGAAAAGGAAUGGUAAAAUAGUAUUUGCAUUGAAACAUUUACUGUAUCAACUGAAAAAUGUCUCAAGGGUUUGCUUUAGGUGGAAUCAUUGCACCAAUAUGUAGUUUCUGAAAAUUGCUUCCCAUCUGUGUUGCAUGGAGUCGACCAACUCCUGGCACUUGUUCUGAUAGUUUUACUUCACGUAGUCUUCUUCUGAUCCUAACAGUACUCACAGGUACCUUAAGUCUUCAUUGAUUUUCCUGGAGCGGAUCAUUGGCUGAACCUUUGCCAUUUGGGUUAUUCUUCCAUCCAUUCGAAUGGUAGACGGUUGUUUUUUCCCAUGUCGUACAGGCUUUGGAUGUUAUUUCAAGGCAUUUGAAAUCAUUUUGGCUGAGCAGCCUAUAAUUUUCUGCACUUGUUUUCCCCUCUCCAAUCAACUUUUUAAUCAAAGUCCGCUGUUCCUCAGAGCAAUGUCUGGAAAACCCAUUUUGCUGAGUAUUUCAGUGUGAAAUGCACUAUAACCAGCAUGAACUUUUGCUUCCUUAAAUAUGGGCUAUAAUUGAUCUUCACUGAAUCAAUCACCUCACUAACUGAACACACUAUUUAGAACAUGCUCUUUUCAAUUAUACAGAAUGAGCAGCAUGCAUGCCAUGAAUUAAUUUUUUAAAUAAGUAAAUUAGUUGCUAUGUAGAAAUAUCACUUUUCCCAAAAAACAUAAUUUGAGGUUAGUGAUGUUGGACUGCUAUUAUUUAACACAACUGUCACCUGGGGAUGGUGACUAAGCAGUUUUUAGUAUUCGGAGGAAACUGACAUUACGUAUCAGGCUUGGGUGGGCUGUGCACUGUUACCUUGAUUAGUUUACAUUUAGAAAAUCUGGAGCAUAUUUUAAUUUCUAAUGUCUUUGGCAACACGAGACUGAUUGGCUGGUGAUACGAGUGUGCUGGCUUUGAGUUGUUCUUUUUGUCUCCUGUGUGUGUUUCUAAUUAAAACUACUGAAUGGAA
Etheostoma spectabile (orangethroat darter) is the source of this 6129-nucleotide messenger RNA. RefSeq names its product insulin-degrading enzyme (gene ide). The record is from RefSeq and is a predicted model, not a curated record. Gene Ontology annotation, biological process: amyloid-beta metabolic process; hormone catabolic process; peptide catabolic process. The transcript has 25 exons. Gene Ontology annotation, cellular component: cytosol; mitochondrion; peroxisomal matrix. Bases 155 to 3202 code for a protein of 1015 amino acids. Lineage: Eukaryota; Metazoa; Chordata; Actinopteri; Perciformes; Percidae. Gene Ontology annotation, molecular function: metalloendopeptidase activity; metal ion binding.